AAUUAGAACUGUCCGACUAGACGAUGCGUAUGCCGCGCGGCAACUUAAUCUGGCUCAGCAGCGCACUUUUUUUGACGUGGCGCGUCGUGAAAUGCUCGUCUAGAGUGGUGUCGCCUUUGGUGGCUUGUAGUACCUACCCUCUCCCGCUAUCGUGGAAUUAGCAAAGCGCCUUGACAGUCCACCGUGCCUACCUGAAGGUGGGGCUCGCAAACGCUAUAGGAGAUGCCGUGCACAGCAUGUACAAGCUACUGUCUACUGUGCUCUGCGCUGUUCUUCUCGCAAAUUCCUCACUGGGGGCACCAGCUAGUAGCUCACCAUCGUCAACAACCUCCACCGUCGAUGGGAAUGUAACUAGCGGAACGACGUCCAGCACUGCUGCAACGCCUAGCUUCACGGUACCGCUGGCCAGUGAUGAUCCUAACGAUAUUGAGUGGAAUGUGACGACAACUGACAACGUUCAACCUAUCCGAGGAUCGCUUGGUGCCACAAUCCUAGGGCCUCAGAACCUCCCCAUUGACCAGCAAAACCCUGAUAUACUUGCCCCGCCUACGACCGAUGCUGGUAGCGUACCCAACAUUAAGUGGCCUUUCAGUCUCAGUCACAACCGAAUUCAGACUGUCCAGGAAUUGCCUAUUGCGACUUCGAUGGCCGGGGUGGAUAUGAGGCUUGAGGCUGGGGCGAUUCGUGAACUGCACUGGCACCAAACUGCAGAGUGGGCUUAUGUACUAAAGGGCACAACCCAAAUUACUGCAGUUGAUCAGGAUGGGAAGAACUUCGUAGCUAACGUGGGACCCGGUGAUCUGUGGUAUUUCCCUCCUGGUAUUCCUCACUCCUUGCAGGCAACCAACGACACCAAGGAGGGAAGCGAGUUUCUUCUCAUCUUUCCCGAUGGAAACUUUAGCGAUGAUGACACUUUCUUGUUAACGGAUUGGUUGGCGCACGUACCGAAAGAAGUGAUUGCCCGCAAUUUCCAGACGAACAUCGCUGCAUUCAAUGAAAUCCCCGGGGAACAACUAUACAUUUUCCCUAGCGAUCCGCCUGCUAACGACGUCCCCGUUCCGGAUCCACAGGGUCAAGUCUCUCAAUCGUUUGCCUUCAACUUGUCCCAAGUUCAGCCAACUCAGUAUUCUGGAGGAACAGCCAAGAUUAUCGAUUCGACCACCUUCAAGGUUUCCACCCAGAUCGCUGUGGCUGAAAUUACGGUUGAACCUGGUGCAAUGCGGGAACUUCACUGGCAUCCUACCCAAGACGAGUGGGGUUUCUACCUCGAGGGCGCAGGUCGCAUGACCAUUUUUGCCUCCAGCGGUAACGCUCAGACUUACAACUUCGAGCCUGGAGAUAUCAGUUUCGUACCUGCGACAUUCGGACAUUACAUCGAGAACAUUGGGAACACAACCCUCCGCUUCCUCGAAAUCUUCAAGAGCGAUCGUUUCCAGGAUGUCGGCUUAGCACAGUGGCUUGCUUUGACUCCGCCCGCCUUGGUCAAGGCUCAUCUCCAACUUUCUGACGAGACCAUCAGUCAUCUCAAUAAGACCAAACAAGUCGUUGUUGGACCUGCGAACUGAUGGUUAUGCGUUGAACUCAGCGGUACCAACUUCGAACCCGUGGACUUCGAGGACUUUUGAAUUUCGAUUUUGAAGUCAUUUCUAAGGCUACAUUAUAAAUCCUCAUGUAUAAU
Molecule: messenger RNA, 1678 nt
Organism: Somion occarium
Lineage: Eukaryota; Fungi; Basidiomycota; Agaricomycetes; Polyporales; Cerrenaceae
Source: the annotation of a GenBank genome assembly